Molecule: messenger RNA, 1627 nt
Organism: Ceraceosorus guamensis
Lineage: Eukaryota; Fungi; Basidiomycota; Exobasidiomycetes; Ceraceosorales; Ceraceosoraceae
Exons: 2
Coding region: 326-1387 (353 amino acids)
Source: RefSeq, a predicted model, not a curated record
GCCUCGAAGGCUUGCCAGGCAAACCCUACACCUCAGCCCAUCGCAACUUCGCUCAUCUGCAGGAUUCGGAGCCGUAAUUGGUCCAUCCUCUUCGCCUCAGGAAGGCCACAGCUACGAGCCCCUUGAGGACACUUCGUCGCUGACACGCGAGCUGCGCUCGUAUCUCUCUCAACAGGUCGUCUAAAUUACAAAGAUCUGGAAUCAAGUCCUUCCACACCCGCCAGUACUCACCUUGUCGCUUCGUCAUCACCCGCACUCACCACCUGUCGGGAACGCUUUCAGGAACCUUUGUCAAGAAUUUUCACAGCCCCUCCACUCUUCCAACAUGCGCCUACUCGCCUACUUCAUGGCCUCGCUUUGCAUCCUAGUUGAUGCGGCUGUUGGGGCUCCCUUCCCUCAGCCUCAAACGAGGGCUCAUGCGCACGCCCAAGCGUUCGCGCAAGCACAAGCAAGCUCAGCAUCGGGCCCAGCAUCAGGACCUCAGGCAGACGCUCAAUCAGUCGCGCAGAUGCAGUCGCAGAUGCAAUCGCUACUUUUCCAGGAUCCAGAGCCUCAAGUAUGGUCCUAUGCAAAGAUGUCAGAGAUGAAUGAUCCGGUCAACGCGCACAAAGCUUGGGCCAUGGCGUGCAUGAAGAGACACAAGAAGCUGGCCUCCAAGCUCAUUGCACCCUACACCAUCUACGCGGUAGAAGCUGGUUCAAAGAUGGUAGGCGUUUCCUGCGUCGCUUUCGUCAAGGGGCCUAAUGGAAAAGAGACGCAACCUCUAGAUCUCACUGGUGCGGUGGGCACCGCGCUGAAGUGGGACCACAUCGUACCUGGCUCCAGGAAGACACCUUGUCAAGAGGGCGAGGUCCCAGGCCAAGGCAAGGCCAAGUGCAGUACCAGGUCCCCAAGCAAUCCUAGUGGCAAGAAGCUGACGCCGCAGCAAAUGCAGCAGCAGCAGCAGGAAGCGCAACAAGCGCACCAAUUGCAGCAAACAGGUGCUCAACGGCAAAUGUCACCCGAGAUGGUUGCUGCCCUGAUGGCUGCUCAACAGGGUCAAGCCGCAGGCUUAGGAGCGGCUGAGAUGAGUGCAGGUGGUAGUCCAGCGUCAAGCUUCGGCUUGCUGCCCACCUCUGGCAGUAAUCCAGUCUAUAGCUCUCCGCUGGGCUCGCCUACCUACGGCGGUCUAAGUGCGAGCUCAGGCAUGUCUACCAACGCUAUUGGAGGCCUAGGAGGAUCAAGAUUGCCUGCAUACGCGACCAGCAGAGCUGGCUCAGUGUCAACAUCUCAUGCUAGCGCUGAUGGCGCAUCAGACAGCGAUCCCCGCACCCAAGCUCUCACGAACGCUAUAUCCAACAGCAGAGCCUCGAGCGCGACGCGUAAUGCCCAUGACUAUACUUCAUGAGCCACCAAGAUCCGUCUAGCGUGCUGGGAGGUGCUCCUCGUUACUCCUCUGAUCCCCUUGAAUCUCAUGCUUCUUUACCGAUCAGAAGACGUUGACGUCUGAUCUGCCGCCUUGCACCUCUCCCGCCUUGACGCCUAGCCUAGGGCCUGAGGGCGAUGUGUCCGAAAGAAAGGGGCUGCCCUCGCUCGCCGUCAUCUCAAGUGCGAUUGGAGUUCUCCGGAUACAAGAGCGUAAGGAGGA